UUGGUGAUGAGGUGAUCCCCUCUUUCGAAUUCCCUCGAUUAUUUUCUCCCUUUCCGGGCUUUCCAUAUUAUCUUGCAAACAUGAAGGCUGCUGCCGGCAGUAAUUUUGUUGAGGAGCGGAGAGAACGGAAGAGGCUGCAGAACCGACUGAACCAGAGAGCGCACAGGCAACGUAUCAAGGAUGAAGCCGACGCGCAUCCUAAGAGUCACAAGCCUGACAAGACUCCGUAUCACAUUGAUUGUUGGCGAUUAGUUCAACACCCUCGCCUUUCGGCUCAGGCUUCACGUCCAGCAGUCCUCAGCUCGGGGCAAGCUAUCAACUAUCAACAAAUUCCUAAGCAUGGAGACAGUCAGACACAUGAACUUCAAGCAGCAGAGACUCGCUGGACAUUACCUGGUCUCGAGCCUAAUCCACCUCAAAACUCGGACCAUUCUCUACCUGCUGACCACGUCCUGAUCCACCUAAUCAUCCACAAUGUAACCCGGGGGUUCAUGUACAACAAGAACGUAUUAAGAUUGAUGGCCAACUUCGUCACUGUCUCACAGUAUCUACCCCUCCAUCCCGAAUUGGCAGCAGGGUGUGAAAUGGCGAUAGUUCGGCCGACACACCAAAUUAUACCACACUGCCUCUUGCCAACCCAGCUUCAAAUGAGCACCCCGCAUCCCACGUGGAUGGAUAUGAUCCCAUUUCCAGAAAUCAGGGAUAAUCUUAUCCGGAGGCAGCAUAAUUUCAAUCAUAAGAACUUUCUGAAAGCUCUUGUUGGAGAUCUGGUAUACAUAAUGUCACCGCCUGGACAAGGCAAGGCAGGCCUAGACUCAAUACCAAGUCUAACGCGGCACUGGCAGCAGGAUAGAAGCCUGUCUAGACGUGAUAGGGAAGGAUUUAUUUUAUGGGGAGAGCCUUACUUAAAGGAGAGCUGGGAGGCUACGCCGCUAUUUCUGGCAAAAUGGCCAUGGGUUGUAGAGGGAUGCCAUGAGCUUAUCGACAUCUCGAAUAAAUGGAGGGUGGCGAGAGGUGAAGAUAUUCUCUGCAUGCCUACUUCCUGAACGGAGGCAAACACGCACAUAACAGCAUGUCUCUUAUGGAACUAUAUAAAGGUCACUAGUUGGCCACAUAUAAUAUUAGUCCAGUUAGUCAGUUUAUUAAGAAUGGG
Messenger RNA from Fusarium redolens, 1153 nucleotides. RefSeq lists its product as uncharacterized. NCBI's taxonomy places the organism in Eukaryota, Fungi, Ascomycota, Sordariomycetes, Hypocreales, Nectriaceae. Bases 81 to 1046 code for a protein of 321 amino acids. The transcript has 2 exons. The record is from RefSeq and is a predicted model, not a curated record.